Molecule: messenger RNA, 555 nt
Organism: Plutella xylostella (diamondback moth)
Lineage: Eukaryota; Metazoa; Arthropoda; Insecta; Lepidoptera; Plutellidae
Source: RefSeq, a predicted model, not a curated record
AUGACCGCCGCCACUGCAUGGAUUUAUUUAUCAGCCUUCUGCAUUCAUUUUGUAGUGUGCAGGGAUGAAGAGAAGAUCAUGAAAGCAUGCUACUGGCCUCACGAAGUCUACGAGCCGUGUUUCGCGGGGUGCGCGGAGGCGUCGUGCGACAACCCGCGCGCGCGGCCGCGGCCCUGCUACCCGUACUGCGAGCCCGGCUGCGUGUGCGAGGAGCCCUACGUGCGUGACGACCGCACGCAUCAGUGUGUGCUGCCUCAGGACUGCACUCCAACGCAAAUGGGCAUCCCAGUGCCGUCAAACCAUGAACCCACAAGCCCUCAACACAAGUAUGGCGGGCGAACGGGCCAUAGCCGCAGCCGCAAGGACCAGUCCACGGUAAUCCAGGGCGCCCUGGAAUACCCUGAGAAGGAGCACCAGAGGUCCGGAAUCCCCCCCUUGGGGAAGUACUUCGACCUCGUGAUCGCGCCGCCGGUCAAGGCUCAUCUGCACCAGCGAAAGGUGUUAAAAAAUGACGUGUAUGGAAGGGGUGGUGGUACAAGAUUGAGUUAGAGUGGU